Boleophthalmus pectinirostris (great blue-spotted mudskipper) is the source of this 2321-nucleotide messenger RNA. It is a transcript of the gene slc25a46, whose product is annotated as solute carrier family 25 member 46. The coding region runs from base 146 to 1324 and encodes 392 amino acids. The transcript is spliced from 9 exons. Gene Ontology annotation, cellular component: mitochondrial outer membrane. Lineage: Eukaryota; Metazoa; Chordata; Actinopteri; Gobiiformes; Gobiidae. The record is from RefSeq and is a predicted model, not a curated record. Gene Ontology annotation, biological process: axon development; mitochondrial fission; mitochondrial membrane fission.
CCCGCAGCAGCAGCGUCGUGAGCCCCGCAGCCCCGCGGAAACUCUCUGGACCGGAUCCGGCGCAGGUGCAUCGCUCCGAACCUCCGAACCUCCGAGCCUCCUCCUCCGCCCGGUGCAUGCGCCGCGUCUGACCGCGUCCGCAGCCAUGGCGUCCCGGCGGCCCGACAGCUUCGACGGGCUGGGCUACAGGCUGGCCCCGGACCCGCAGCUCCAGUACCGGGUCACGACUCCUCCGGACAUCCCGGGCAGCCGCAACCUGCACCGGAGCCCGCAGUACGAGGACCCGGGGGCAGAGGCCGGGGCCUACAGAGCGGCGGCCGGCUGGGACGCGCCGCAGCCCGGCCUCCCUCCCUCCGAGCAGCUGAACCGAUUCGCCGGAUUUGGGAUCGGACUGGUCAGUUUGUUCACUGAGAACGUUCUGGCUCAUCCCUGUAUCGUGUUCCGCCGCCAGUGUCAGGUGAACGUCCACGCUCGCUGUUUUCACCUGACGCCCUUCAGCGCCGUGUCCGUCAUGUACAGCAUCAGUAAAGCCCAGGGUGUGCGUUCUCUGUGGAAGGGCAUGGGCAGCACGUUCAUCGUUCACGGCGUGACGCUCGGCGCCGAGGGCAUCAUCAGCGAGUUCACGCCGUUACCACGGGAGCUUCCUCAUCGGUGGAGUUGGAGACAGUUGGCUGGUCACCUGCUGCUCAAAGGGUUGACGGCCGUCGUGGCUUUGCCGUUUUACUGCUCCAGCCUCAUCGACACCGUACAGAGUGAGAUCGUGCGUGACGACUCCGCCUCGCUCCUCGACUGCCUGCGGGAGGCGCUGUCUCGUGUUCUGGGUAUCGGUGCUCCUCACAGUCGGCGUCUGCUGCCGCUGAGCGCUCUGCUGUUCCCCGCCGCGCUGCACGCCGUCCUCAAGUACUGCGUGUCCACCUGCGUCCAGAGGGCGGCGCUGUGGCUCCUGCAGCGGCGCAGGAAGGAAGAGGCGUCCGACCCUCUGGACUCGUACUUCGUGGACUUGGCGUCGCAGUGGGCGGGGUCUCUCUUCUCGGACGUGCUGUGUUUCCCUCUGGAGACGGUUCUUCACCGUUUGGCGCUGCAGGGAACUCGCACCAUCAUCGACCACACGGAGCAGGGCGGCGCUCUUCAGGUUCUGCCCGUCAACACGCAGUACGACGGGUUCUCCGACUGCCUCUCCUCCGUCCGACACAAAGAGGGCGCCGCCUCCUUCUACCGCGGCGUCGGCGCGCUCACGGCGCAGUACGCCCUGCACGCCGCGCUGCUCGCCCUGAGCCGCGCCGCGCUCAGGCUCGCCAUGGACGCCAAAGCUCUGCGGGCGUGACCGCGAUAUGCAAAUCAGGCCACGCCCAAAUAUGGCCGCAGGAAGAGACUUGUGACGUGUUUAGAUUAUUUAUCCCGAAGUUCAUUUAAAACUAGAGUCUGCGAGAAAUGACCUGCCCAAGUCCAGCGCUGGAACCACCCGAGGACCCGAGGGACCCGAGGGACCCGAGGGACCUGAAGGACCUGGAGGACCCGAGGGACCCGACUGAGGGACCUGAGGGACCCGUGAGUCUGACGUUUUAAACGUUUGGCUGAAACUCCGGCCGUGGUUUUCUGUGUUCUGUUUGUUCUGUUCUGGUUCCUGGAGUCGUGUUUGUUUCGUUCACAUGUUCAACAUAAACGAGUUCUUCUCUCAAACUGAAAACACUCUGCUCCACCUUGUGAUGUCAUCGUGUGGUGAUACAGGAAGUGCUCCACUGUGUUUUUAAACUCCACACACCUUCACUAGAAUCACCUGGAUCAUUUCAGUCCUGGAGUUGUUGAUCUCGACUCAACUAAAGGGAAAAGGAGCUGAGAACUUGAUGACAUCACGAGGUGGAACAGAGCGUCUGGAGGUUUGCAGAUGUAACAGACUGAGAAUAAAGAGUCACUCAAACAAACACGACUCCAGCUCUGAGUGAGACCAGGACCACGAGAACAACAGAACAUGAGAACAACAGAACAUGAGAACAGAACAUGAGAACAGGAGAACAGGAGCGUCUCCUCUGUGGUUGUGGUGAAGUGCGCUCCCUCUAGUGGUCGUUUUCAGUAAGACAUUUCCAAAGAAUUCUGGGAAACGGAGUCAAACUGUGCCAAGUGUCAAAAGCAAACGACGUCUUCAAACGAGAACCACAGACUCACGUCUGCAUCCAGAACGACUGGAACCACGAGCGAGAACAAACCCACUGAAGGAACCAGGAUCAACAGGAACAUCAAGACUGGUUUAGUCCUGGUUUAGUCCUGGUUUAGUCCUGGUUUAGUCCUGGUUUAGUCCUGGUUUAGACCUGGUUUAGACCUGG